AUGCCAGAGAAGCUCAAAUUCGUGCCAUUCCACUCGUCAGUGGACUCGAGCUUCUUUCAAAAACUCUCAGAGCUCAAGCUCGAUAAGUUCAAGCUUGACACCUCCAGCCAGGUCAUCCUUGCGUAUUACAACAUCAAGCUCUUCACUAAGAACCUGGCCCCGCUAAUAAACGUCUCGGGUACCAGCUUUGAAAACCAUUCCAAUGAGUUCCACAGAAUGCUUCCCGGUGGCUCUGCGUUAUUUGCCCCCGGUAAUCUUGUGAAUUUGAACACCAAGGAACAGUUCCAAGAGAUGGAUAAGAAUGCCUAUUUGCAGGCAUCCGGAGAAAAAUUGUACCAAAGUUUUAAAUCUAAAGAGGUAUUGACCAACCCUGCGUUAUUGGCGUCGCUCAAUGUUUUAUCGUUUUCUGAUUUGAAGAAAUUCAAAUUCUAUUAUUGGUUCUCUUUCCCUUCAUUUUAUACCGAGUGGAUGAUCAAUUCAUCGAGAAUUGAGCUGGCCAAAGAAGAAUUUGACCAUAAGAUCCAAACAUGGUGGCAAACGGAAACAAAUGACAAUAAGAAGAACUUCUUCUUGUUGGAUGCUGACAACAACCCAAUUGCGUUGUCGGAACUUGUCCUCGAUGAUAAGCGUAACGAUUCCAUACGUGUAGGGAUUAUUGAUGCAUCGACGUACCCAAUGAUCCCAUCUUGGUACUUGAGAAACUUUUUGACCCUUUUGUUGUAUUACGGUUACACUAAAGUCGAAGUAUUGGUUUACAGGUUCAAUGGAUCAUCAUUCUGGCUCGACUUGUCAGCCAUGGAUAGCUCUAUUAAUCUUAACAUUAGACAAAACGUUCCUAAAGUUACAGGAUGGGAGAAAACCAGCAAUGGGUCACUACAGCCGAAAAUCGCCGACUUACAGUCUCUAUUAUCCCCAGUGUCUUUGGCAGAACAGGCGGUUGAUUUGAAUUUAAAGUUAAUGAAAUGGAGAAUCAUCCCACAAAUUGAUUUGGAUUCCAUCAAAAAUACAAAAUGCUUGUUGUUAGGUGCCGGUACUUUAGGUUCAUACGUAUCAAGAGCUUUAUUGGGGUGGGGAGUCAGAACAAUUACCUUUGUCGAUAAUGGGAAAGUUUCGUUUUCCAAUCCAGUUAGGCAAUCAUUAUAUACUUAUGAAGAUUGUCUUAAUGGUGGAGCUCCAAAAGCCGAAGCCGCUGCUAAAGCCCUUAAACAGAUUUUCCCUCAAGUGAAUGCCAAAGGUUACGAUUUGGAGAUUCCUAUGAUUGGCCAUCCAGUCAAGGAUAUGGAAACGGAGCGCCAGAAUUUUGAAUUGUUGGAAAAAUUGAUUGAAGAUCAUGACGUUGUUUAUUUAUUGAUGGACUCCCGAGAAACUAGAUGGUUACCUACCAUUAUUGCCAACGUCAAACAUAAGACCGUGGUGAAUGCCGCUUUAGGGUUUGACAGUUUUCUUGUCAUGCGUCAUGGGUGUAUUUCUGAAAGUGUAAAUUUCGACGGGGAGCAGGAUGUUGACCUGCAACAAGAUAAGAGACUUGGAUGCUAUUUCUGCAAUGAUGUUUUUGCCCCAUCAGAUAGUUUAACCGAUCGAACUUUGGAUCAAAUGUGUACCGUCACCAGACCAGGGGUGGCCCUAAUGGCAUCUUCGUUGGCAGUGGAGUUGAUGGUGUCAAUCAUCCAACAUCCACAGAAACAAUACGCGUUGGUAAAUGAUGAAAAUUCGACGAUAUUGGGGGAAUUGCCUCAUCAAAUACGAGGGUUUAUGCACAAUUUCAACAACGUCAAAGUACAAGCCCCAAGUUAUAAGAACUGCUCGGCGUGUUCAUUGCCAAUUCUCUCUGAAUUCUUGAAGCAUGGUUGGGGAUUUGUUGUCAAAGCGUUAAAUAAUAACAAAUACAUUGAGGAUCUUAGUGGAUUGACGAAAGUUCAAGAAGAGGCCGAGAAGGCAGCAGCAGAAUUCUCCAUUAGCAAUGAUGUUCUUUCCGAUAAUGACUCUAUAGAUGAAGAAUGGUUGUGA
Messenger RNA from Saccharomycopsis crataegensis, 2007 nucleotides. It is a transcript of the gene ATG7, whose product is annotated as Atg7p. Gene Ontology annotation, molecular function: Atg8 activating enzyme activity; Atg12 activating enzyme activity. Lineage: Eukaryota; Fungi; Ascomycota; Saccharomycetes; Ascoideales; Saccharomycopsidaceae. The record is from RefSeq and is a predicted model, not a curated record. The coding region runs from base 1 to 2007 and encodes 668 amino acids. Gene Ontology annotation, cellular component: cytoplasm; phagophore assembly site. The transcript has a single exon. Gene Ontology annotation, biological process: piecemeal microautophagy of the nucleus; autophagy of mitochondrion; cellular response to nitrogen starvation.